GCGGUUUCAUUGUGGCCCUGCAGAGCUAACGCCAUCACACGCAGCGGCUACGACGGGCAGUACGGCGACAUCAGGGCCACCACAGCGGCGCAGUCUUUAUUACUGCCAAUCUAUUUCAUUACAACGGCAAUGGACCCUAGAGCUGUGGAUUAUUAGACGCGUUUUAAUCGGGCCUCUGUUUUGGUGGCUCUCAAAGCAAUGUGGAGGAAAUAAAGAUCCUGACAAGCUGAAAACCAGAGAUUAUAGAUAAUGGGCUGUGUGCAAUGCAAGGAUAAGGAAGCAACCAAACUCACAGACGACAGAGAUACCAGCAUCUCCCAGGGAGCAGGCUACCGCUAUGGGGCGGACCCCACGCCACAGCACUACCCCAAUUUCGGGGUCACCGCCAUCCCCAACUACAACAACUUCCAUGCCCCUGUCGGACAGGGGAUGACUGUCUUCGGAGGGGUUAGCACUUCCUCUCACACCGGAACCCUGAGGACUCGUGGUGGGACGGGAGUCACCCUCUUUGUGGCACUUUACGACUACGAGGCGCGGACAGAAGACGACCUUAGCUUCAGGAAAGGAGAAAGGUUCCAGAUUAUCAACAGCACUGAAGGGGACUGGUGGGAUGCUCGCUCGCUCACCACCGGUGGCAGCGGCUACAUUCCCAGUAAUUACGUGGCUCCAGUGGACUCUAUCCAGGCUGAGGACUGGUACUUUGGUAAACUGGGCCGUAAAGAUGCAGAGAGGCAGCUGCUGUCCACUGGAAACCCACGAGGCACCUAUCUCAUUCGGGAGAGCGAAACCACAAAGGGGGCCUUCUCCUUGUCCAUACGAGACUGGGACGAUGUGAAAGGAGACCACGUCAAGCAUUAUAAGAUCCGCAAGCUGGACAGUGGCGGCUACUACAUCACCACCAGGGCUCAGUUUGACACGUUGCAGCAACUGGUUCAGCACUACUCAGACCGAGCCGCUGGGCUCUGCUGUCGCUUGGUGGUUCCCUGCCACAAAGGGAUGCCCCGCCUUGCCGACCUGUCCGUCAAAACCAAAGAUGUGUGGGAGAUCCCGCGGGAGUCACUGCAGCUAAUCAAGCGUCUUGGGAAUGGGCAGUUUGGGGAGGUCUGGAUGGAGAGUGCGGAUGGUUUGUGCUUUAAUUUAACGGGCGUGUGUGUGAACUACAUCCCUGACACUGUGGGCUUGAGUCAUGAUGCCUGGGAGAUCAGCAGAGACACACUUGAGUUGGAAGUAAAGCUGGGAACAGGAUGUUUUGCUGAUGUGUUUUAUGGAACAUGGAAUGGCACCACUAAGGUGGCAGUGAAGACUCUGAAGCCUGGCACCAUGUCCCCAGAGUCCUUCCUGGAGGAGGCUCAGAUCAUGAAGAAACUCCGCCAUGACAAGCUAGUGCAGCUCUACGCUGUGGUGUCUGAGGAGCCCAUUUACAUUGUCACAGAGUAUAUGGGCAAAGGAAGCCUGCUGGAUUUCUUGAAGGAUGGAGAAGGACGAGGGUUAAAGCUGCCGAACCUGGUGGACAUGGCAGCACAGGUGGCAGCAGGCAUGGCCUACAUCGAGAGGAUGAACUACAUCCACAGAGACCUGCGCUCCGCCAACAUCCUGGUGGGAGACAAUCUGGUGUGCAAGAUCGCUGACUUUGGACUGGCAAGGCUCAUUGAGGACAAUGAAUACACUGCUCGGCAAGGUGCAAAGUUCCCCAUCAAGUGGACCGCCCCAGAGGCUGCGCUCUACGGAAAGUUCACCAUCAAAUCGGACGUGUGGUCAUUUGGCAUCUUGCUCACAGAGCUGGUCACAAAGGGUCGGGUGCCUUACCCAGGGAUGAAUAACCGUGAGGUGCUGGAGCAGGUGGAGCGGGGCUACAGGAUGCCGUGCCCCCAGGACUGCCCCAUCUCACUGCACGAGCUCAUGCUGCAGUGCUGGAAGAAGGAUGCAGAGGAGCGUCCCACCUUUGAGUACCUACAGGCCUUCUUGGAGGACUACUUCACAGCCACUGAACCUCAGUACCAGCCCGGGGACAACCUCUAAACCCCCCUCCUGACUCUCUCUCUCUCCAGGGGUCGGGUGCCACUUGGGGCUGGGACCACAUUGGCCGAAUCAGUGCUGUUAAAAAAAAAAAAAACUUUGGAGCCUUCCCAGUCAGGCCUUUAUUUUAGGGAUCUGUACAGCUUCCUCAGCUCAACCCGAGCAUUUCAGUUCAAUACCAACCCCCAGAAACACAGCCCUCAGUCUCUGACACCCCCUCUAGUGUCUGAACUCUGCAAAUGCGAUAAUUAGGGAAGCUGAGGGAUGGAGGAUGGACAGAAACAACAGGGGUUGUGAUAAUGCAAUGAAAUACUUGUAUUCAGUGUAAAUAAGAAAGGCUCAUUUUAGUUUGUUUGCAUCUGUUUAAUAUUUUAUUUUCUCCAGCACAAAAUAAUAAUAAUGAGAAAAAUAAUAAAGGCAAAGAAAGAUGAGCACCUGAGCAGGCACAGUUAAUCUGUACAUGUAUUAUACUGUAGUUCCUGUAUUAUUUUCUAGAGACUGAAUUGGAAGCCUCAUUUUUUUUAUAUUUUUUUCCCCAUAAUGUAAAAAAAAAAUGUGCCCCCAGAUUAUUGCUUUAUUCUUGACUUUUCAGUUAGUAGUAUUGCAGAGGCUUCUUUGGACGAGCAUGAUGCAGUCCUCCGUCAGCCUUUUUUCUCUUUUCUUGCACUCCUCUGAAGCUUCCUUAGAGCGCUAGUUGUUAGACUACUGCUGUUUGGAACAAGGUUCUUUUACAAAUGAUAUUCAGUAUGUCACAUUUUUGUAAAUUAAAGCCAAGCGUGCAAGGAUUUUCAACAUAUCCCUCCUCACUUAUAAUUUUAAGAAAACCUGGGUGGAUUGUUUCUGUCUUUGUACCACAAGUGUUGUUUUUGUUUAAGCAGGGAGAGAGAAAGGUUGACGUAAUUUAAGAAGAGUAUGUAUGCCUUUAUUUGAGCUGUCAUUCCGAGGCCUCUCCUCAUCAUCAAGGUUCUUGUUUUCGGGGAAGUCUGCGUGGACAGUGUUUUUCCUCGUCUCCUGCACAUCCUCCUGCAGGGCGCUGACCUGCAGCUGAACCUGGACCACCUCACCCUCUGAGUUAUUCCUUCUUUUAUGUUUUACUGACAAGGCUGUAUUGGAUCAGUAUUUGAGUCUUUGAUUUCUACAGAUUUUUUUUUUUUGUUUAACCUUUUAAGUGAUCCUUUAACAGUCAGUUGUAUUGUAAGUUCAGAGGAGCUCUGGGGCCAAUUCAUGCUGCAAUUCAGAACAGAAAAUUGAAGAUUUUAAGAAAACCACUGAAUUGAAAAUGAAUUGAACCCAGCUCUGAUCUGGUCUUUAUGCAGAUGGUUUCAUGGCCAACGAAAACCCCUCAUUUUUAAGUUGUACAGCUAAAUGGUUUUUAAGUGUUGCUAACUUCCCUCCUUUGUAUCUUUCAUUUGCAUUUUUUAACAUAACUUGUUUUGUUAAUUCAGUGAUUUGGCGUUUGAAAUUCAAAAAAAGAAAAAUAAACAUUUUACACUCUG
Molecule: messenger RNA, 3512 nt
Organism: Lates calcarifer (barramundi perch)
Lineage: Eukaryota; Metazoa; Chordata; Actinopteri; Centropomidae
Gene: fynb
Product: FYN proto-oncogene, Src family tyrosine kinase b
Exons: 14
Coding region: 250-2019 (589 amino acids)
Biological process (GO): cell differentiation; cell surface receptor protein tyrosine kinase signaling pathway; T cell receptor signaling pathway
Cellular component (GO): extrinsic component of cytoplasmic side of plasma membrane
Molecular function (GO): signaling receptor binding; ATP binding; non-membrane spanning protein tyrosine kinase activity
Source: RefSeq, a predicted model, not a curated record